ACUUUGUAACGUCGGAGGGGGAUAUUUAACUUGGGACUGAGCACCCGCUCGCUUACAGACACGCUCACCCGCGCACGCUGCGUGCUCCGGCUCAGAAGAAGGGGUGCCAACUCGUUCUCUACCUCUCUCUCUUUCUCUCGCUCGCUCGCUCUCUCUCUCGCUCUCGCGCGCGCUCUCUCUCUCCUGCAUAGUCGCGCACUCGCCACUCAAGUGGGGGAGCUUCUGUGGCAGCCACCGUAGCAGAAGGAGAAGCAGGAUUUUGCUCGCAGCCUUUCCACAUUUUGGGAACUCUCGCCAUGCAUGAGAAGGAGCUUUGAACACAUUGAAAGGGGACUCAACUCUUUUUUUUUUGGGGGGCGGCUUAUUACGUGGAAUAAUAAGAGUGAGCUGUUUGGAGCGAAAUGGGCUUUUGACGUGAGACUCCGGCUGGAAUACUACAACUUGUCCUUUUUUUGAAUUUUCUUUCUUUUUUCUAAGACAAGUGCGCGGAGCGUGUCCCGCCAGGGCACGUCGGUGCGUAAGAACGCAGCCCUCACCGCCGCGCACCUUUUUGGAAGCAGCUGUUUCCAUGCAGCUCCGUCAUCCAGUGACUGUUUCGCCGCGGCUUCAAGUCGUCCCGGUGGUAACCAUGACAACCCAGAGGAGCCCGAAGUGAAUCCGGGCGAAGGCAUCCAAACACCUUUUUGUUAUUCAUUUGAGGCUGACGCGUCAAGUGGUCUAUUUAAAGUGUCGCCCGUGGGUGAACUUGUCAAAUAUAUGAAGCGUCAGGCGGCCCCUCUGAAGUAGGUGUCAUUUUGCUGUGCGUGGAAGGAAAAGAAAAAAAAAGAAAAAACACAAAAGUCCCAAGAGGAACCAUGGGCAGUUCUCACCCUCCGCUGCUCCUCUACAUGCUGCUGUGCGUCCACGUCGGAGUGUGCCAGCACUUCCUUCGCCUCCGUCCAUCCCCUAGCGACCACCUGCCCGUACCCGACCUCAAGGAGGACCCCGACCCGGAUUACGACCCCCGGGAACAGGACUUGUCCGAGAGGACUCUGAGGAAAAAGCUGGGCAGCCACUUUGACCCCAACUUCAUGUCCGUCGCCGCGCCGGCGCUCGGCAACCACUCGGCGCCCGACGUCAAGCUUCAGGGCCCCAUGCCCAACGAGAUCAAGAAGCUGGAGCUGGGCGAGACCCCCUACGGGAAGCGUGUCAAGGUGGGCAAGAAGGCGCGCAGGAAAUUCCUGCAGUGGCUGUGGACCUACACGCACUGUCCCGUGGUGUACACCUGGAAGGAUUUGGGCGUGAGGUUCUGGCCACGCUACGUCAAGGAGGGCAACUGCUUCUCGGAGCGUUCCUGUUCCUUCCCGGAGGGGAUGUCUUGCAAACCUGUCAAGUCCAUCAACAAGAUAUUCCUGCGGUGGUACUGCCAAGGCUUCUUAAGACAGAAAUACUGCACGUGGAUACAGGUGCAGUACCCCAUCAUCUCCGAGUGCAAGUGUUCGUGCUGAUCCCGGGCGCGUGCGGAGUGGACUGCUUUCUAUUGCACUGUUAACUCUCGACGGAGGUGGGCACCAUAGCAAAUCUAUUUUUUUAUAUAGCAUUUUAAAAGUGAAAUACCAAGAGGAAUGCAGCUAUUUUUUUUUUUUUUCGAAUUGAACCAGGACCAUAUUUUAUUGUCAGCCCGGAGACAUUUUGGCUGGAAGGGGGGGCGGGGACAGCAGCACUUCAUAUGGAAGAGCUUUAUUUUUUUUUUCGUCCCCCUAAGAGACAUUGAUGAUGCAUAUGCUACACCUCUCCAAGAGGCGAACUUUCUCCUUAUUUUGUUUUCAACUGACUGUUAUUUCACUGCAAUGCUGCCUAGAGUUUUUUUUUUUUUUGUAUAAUAUUAAUAUCAAUAUUAAUUAAGUUGUAAAAAAAAAAAAAAAAAAAAAAACUGAAGUUGAGGUUAAAGAUUAUAUAUAAAGGCGUGAACUCAGCUUUUUUUUUUCUUUUGGGAAUACAUAGUAUUGUAGAAAACAAAUCUGUACGUUUUAUUUAUUUUAACGAUUGUGAGUAUAGAACAUAAGGACAGAGAAUAGCAGAAUAUACCGGAAAAAAAAUUAUGAGAGAUGUCUACUUGAAUUAUUAAAAAAAAAAAAAAAAAAGCCACACACACAAAAAAAAAAAAAAUAAACAACUGAAAACAGCAUCCAAGUGUACAUGUUAUGGUCACGUUUCUAGCAAUAAAG
Syngnathus typhle (broad-nosed pipefish) is the source of this 2207-nucleotide messenger RNA. RefSeq names its product noggin 2 (gene nog2). The transcript has a single exon. The record is from RefSeq and is a predicted model, not a curated record. The coding region runs from base 855 to 1487 and encodes 210 amino acids. Lineage: Eukaryota; Metazoa; Chordata; Actinopteri; Syngnathiformes; Syngnathidae. Gene Ontology annotation, biological process: osteoblast differentiation; dorsal/ventral pattern formation; negative regulation of BMP signaling pathway.